Messenger RNA from Aureobasidium pullulans EXF-150, 1920 nucleotides. Its product is annotated as alkaline phosphatase-like protein. Gene Ontology annotation, molecular function: arylsulfatase activity. Lineage: Eukaryota; Fungi; Ascomycota; Dothideomycetes; Dothideales; Saccotheciaceae. Bases 1 to 1920 code for a protein of 639 amino acids. The transcript is spliced from 2 exons. The record is from RefSeq and is a predicted model, not a curated record.
AUGGCCGCAUCUCAGGCUUCAAACGCAACCGUUGGCGCUCAGAAGCGUCCCAACUUCCUUGUGAUUGUUGCAGAUGAUCUUGGCUUCAGCGAUCUCUCCUGCUUUGGCGGAGAAAUCAGAACUCCAAACAUUGACAAAAUAGCAAGCAAUGGAAUUCGCUUCACCGACUUCCAUGCUGCAGCUGCUUGCUCUCCAUCACGCGCCAUGAUCAUGACGGGAACGGACCACCACAUCGCAGGCUUGGGUAAUCUUAUUGAAUGGACCAAUAUAUCCGGGCAAAAUGCACCAGCAGAAGGCAACUCAAAGCGCUUCGAUACCGCUCCCCAGCGAGGCAUGCCUGGUUAUGAAGGUUAUCUCAAUGAGAGAGUCGCUACACUGCCAGAGAUUCUGCAAGACGCUGGCUAUCUGACUCUCAUAUCCGGCAAAUGGCACCUCGGACUCACUCCUGAGCGUAGUCCAAAGGCAAGAGGCUUUGAAAGAAGCUUUGCUCAUCUGCCGGCGUGCUCAAACCAUUACGCAUACGAACCCCAGCUUGAGACACCUGACAAAAUCCCCGAUUUCAUGACCAUGUCUUUCAUCGCUUUACAUUCUGAAGAUGGGGAAUAUGUGAAGAAGCUCCCUGAUGGUUGGUACAGUAGCAACGGCUACGGAGACAAGAUGCUGUCCUACUUGAAGGAACGCAACGAGAAGAAGGACGAAAGACCUUUCUUCGGAUACCUUCCUUUCACAGCGCCUCACUGGCCUCUUCAAGCCCCUGAUGAGUAUAUCGCACAUUAUAAAGGCGUGUACGAUGAGGGACCAGAGGUUCUGAGACAGAAACGUCUGCAGAGAAUGCAAGAAAUCGGUCUCAUUGCCCGUGGUGUUGAGCCGCAUGCAGUCAUCGCAGACGAGGUUAAAGCUUGGGACGCUCUAACAUCUGAAGAGAAGGCCAAAUCUGCCAAAGCAAUGGAAGUCUUCGCUGCCAUGGUCGAAUGCAUCGAUGCCAAUGUUGGCAAGGUUGUUGAUUAUCUUGAGCAGACUGGAGAACUUGACAACACCAUGGUUUGCUUCAUGUCUGAUAACGGAGCCGAGGGUGCAGCUUACGAAGCAUAUCCAAUCGUCCAAGGUCAAAUGAUGCAGCACCUGAAGAAGUACUACAACAACUCAAUUGAGAAUAUCGGUCGUGGCGACAGCUUUGUCUGGUAUGGCCCUCAUUGGGCACAAGCCGCAACAGCCCCGAGUAGAUUGUAUAAAGCCUUCACUACCGAAGGUGGUGUUCGUGUUCCGUUCGUCGCCCGCUUUCCGGCGAACGUCGAAACUCGUUCUGACGGUUUCAUCGAUGGUCCUGUAGAAGUCGCUAGCUCUGGUUCCCACGUCAGCGUCGAAAAGGGCAGUAUCACGCAUGACUUUGCUACAGUCAUGGACCUUUGUCCCACUAUCCUCGAAAUGGCUGGUGUGGCACACCCAGCACCGAACUACAAGGGUCGUAAUAUCGUCCCCAUGCGGGGUGAGAGCAUGCUAUCGUUCAUUGAGGGACGAUCCCACUCUACUCACUCCGAAGAUCACGUCACCGGCUGGGAGACUUGUGGUCGUGCAGCUGUUCGCUGCGGUGAUUGGAAGAUUGUCUUCAUUCCCAAGCCCAAAGGUCCCGAAAGAUGGCAACUCUACAAUCUUUCGAAGGAUCCUGGCGAGAUACACGACCUUGGUGAAGAAGAUCCUGAACGUCUUGCUCGUAUGAUCAAGAUGUGGGAUCAAUAUGUUCUUGAAACUGGCGUGAUUCCUCUAGCACCUGAGCUGGGCGCGUUCCUAGAGGCGACCGAAGCACAAAUGCCUGAGAAUGCCUGGAUGGAGUAUGAGUACUGGAAGGACGGCGCGAGGGAUGAGCCUGAAAAGUUCUUCAAGCAACCUCCAAGGUUCCAGAGGACGGUCAAACCUAUUUAA